UGCCCCCCAGCUGGGCAAGGGGCAUUUGAUAGACCUGCUUUCUGCCCCUGGUGUGGUGUGUGACCAGGGACUUAGCAAUGCUCUGGACACGUCUGCCCCUCUACGGCCUCUCCAAGCCCUCUACAGGUGGCUGGAAGCCCCUGCUUUUUGAUGGUGGGGCCUUCCAUCUCAAGGGCACGGCAGAGCUGGCCCGGGCUUGGCUGGUGCUUCGCCUAUGCGCCUGGCCCCCCUUGGUCACCCAUGGACUAGCGGUUCAGGCCUGGUCUCAGCGACUCCUGGGCUCUCGGCUCUCGGGCGCACUUCUCCGAGCAUCCUUCUACGGACAGUUUGUGGCCGGGGAGACAGCAGAGGAGGUGAGGGGUUGUGUCCAGCAGCUGAAGGCCCUGGGACUCCUGCCUCUGCUGGCGGUGCCCACAGAGGAGGAACCGGACUCCACUGCCAAGACCAGUGAAGCCUGGUAUGAGGGGAACCUCAACACCAUGCUACGUUGUGUGGAUUGGUCACGAGCUCUCGUGGACACCUCUGGAGCAGCCAGAAACAGCCUCAUGCAGCUGAAGGUGACGGCGCUAACCAGCAUUCAGCUUUGUAAGGAGCUGUCGGCUUGGAUCCAAAGGCCAGCCAGCUCCUCGGAGCUGAGCCCUGAGAGGCUGGCAGAGGCCAUGGAAUCAGGCAAGGUAAGGAAUAACCUCCAGCUCUCCUACCUCAGCGCCGAACAGAAUCAGCACCUGCAGGCCUCUCUCAGCCGCUUGCACCGCGUGGCACAGCAUGCCCGGGCCCAGCAUGUGAGACUCCUGGUGGAUGCUGAGUACACUUUCAUCAACCCUGCACUCUCCCUGUUUGUGGCUGCCCUGGCCGUGCGCUGGAACAGACCUGAGGAAGCCGGCGGGCCCUGGGUGUGGAACACUUACCAGGCCUAUCUGAAGGGAACGCACACACGGCUGGAGAGGGAUGCCGAGGCCGCACACAGGGCUGGCCUGGCGUUUGGGGUGAAGCUGGUCCGAGGUGCCUAUCUGGACAAGGAGAGAGCCCUGACACAACUCCACGGGAAGGAAGACUGCGUUCAGCCUGACUAUGAGGCCACUAGCCGAAGUUACAGCCGCUGUCUGGAGCUGAUGCUGCGCCGCGUGUCCCAACAUGGUCCUCUGUGCCACCUCAUGGUGGCUUCCCACAACGAAGAAUCUGUUCGCCAGGCAACUAAGCGCAUGUGGGAGCUGGGCAUUCCUCUGGAUGGGCCUGUCUGUUUUGGACAACUUCUGGGCAUGUGUGACCACGUCUCCCUGGCACUAGCCAGGUGUGGUGAUGUAAACCUGUAAUCCAGCACUCAGGAGGCUGAGGCAGAAGGAUUUGGGGUUGGAAUUGAGCCUGCGCUACAUAAUAAAAGCCAAUCUCGUAACAACCUACAGAAAGGAAGGAAAGGAGGAAGGGAGGAAUGGACAGAGGGAGAAGAGGAAAAUCAUUUCUUUUAAAUGUUUGCUGUUGUGUGUCUUUAGUAGUGAAUUAUGUCUAACUCACCUAGUCUGCCGUGUUCUGAGCAAGGGAAGCAGCAUUUACUGCUGAUGCCCAGGAACCUCUCUGUCUCUGUCUCUGUCUGUCUCUCUGUGUCUCUGUGUCUCUCUCUGUCUCUCUCUCUCUCUCUCUCUCUCUCUGAGCCCGCACUCUGCCAAUACUCUUCC
Peromyscus leucopus (white-footed mouse) is the source of this 1673-nucleotide messenger RNA. RefSeq names its product proline dehydrogenase 2 (gene Prodh2). The record is from RefSeq and is a predicted model, not a curated record. The coding region runs from base 78 to 1313 and encodes 411 amino acids. The transcript has 10 exons. Gene Ontology annotation, cellular component: mitochondrion. Lineage: Eukaryota; Metazoa; Chordata; Mammalia; Rodentia; Cricetidae. Gene Ontology annotation, molecular function: FAD binding; proline dehydrogenase activity.